AUAGAAAAUUCGCUCUAACUCAAGCAUGUCUUCACUUCCCAUCACCACCCUACCCGACAGCCCUUGCACUGGCGCCUCCACUGAGCUAAAAUUGUAGAAGGUUACUGGUUAAUCAGGAUUUAUGGAUUCUAUCGGUUAUAUAACCUGUUCAACAACCGGCUCAUCUGAUUCCGGUCGCGUGACAAUAACAUAGUCUGAUGACUGAUCACCGUGACUGAUGUUUUCAAUUUUCGGAAAAUCAUUGUAUCAAAUUAGGUCUAUUUUGUAUCAGAUUACACAAGCUAUUUCCUGUCUGGACAUACUAAAUAAUUAUGACAAUUUAAUAUCGCAAGAAGAUGAAAUCGUCCAAUAUUGACGAUCUACUGGAUAAUUUAGGCAAACCUGGCAAACUCCAAAGCUUGUCGUUUUUAUGUCUGUGUGCAAAUUUAUGGAUUGUUAUGACGAAUCACAUGGCAUCCGUGUUUUUCAACGCGAAGACGGACCAUUGGUGUAAAAUCAAUGGCAACGGCAGCUCUGGUGUACGGCAUCUCGUAACAAAAAGUGAACACAUUCACGCUUGUUAUGUAUCCAUUGGAAAUAACAGCGAUAAAGCGGAAUGCUCUGAAUGGACAUAUGACUUGCCCGAGGGAGAAAAAACUGUAGUAUCUGAGUUUGACCUUGUUUGUGAUGACGCCUAUAAAAGUGAUCUGACAACAACAAUCUAUUUUGCUGGUGUGAUGAUCGGAGGAGUAGUCUUUGGGAUGCUUGCCGAUAAAUAUGGCCGAAAACGUAUUGUUAUUUUGACAUUGUUACUAUCUGGCAUUGUUGGUGUUGCAAUUUUUUUGUUGAGAUAUUAUGCAGCCUAUAUUGUGCUUAGGUUCUUCUUGGGGUUUUUUAUGCAGGGUAUACAGAACUCGUCUUUUAUCCUUGCCUUGGAAAUACUGUCCAUGAAGUAUCGAAGUACUGGUGGUAUUAUAUUUCUUCUAUCUGGUGGUAUUGGCAUGUUAUUCCUUGAUUUUCUUGCAUAUGUUUUAAAAGAUUGGAGUUAUGUCCAACUAACCACAUCAUUGCUACCCUUUCUGCACCUCGUGGCAAUAUGGCAUAUCCCCGAGUCUUUGCGAUGGAAUAUUGUGCACAAGAAGUUAGGUAAAGUCGAGGCUAUCAUCAAACGAACUGCAACGUUUAACAAACUACCGUUUCCUCGUAAAUUGUUUGAAGAGAUAAAGAGUGAUGAUUUGAACGAAAAAUGUGUGCAACACAAGCCCAAGGGAAAUGUCAUCGAUGUCUUUAAAUCUCCGAAAUUACGGAAGAUAUCUUUAAUACUUUCUUUGGCGUGGUUUACGUUUUCGGCCGGAUAUUAUGGUCUGGCUUUUCAUAUAUCCUUCCUAUUUGGUGACAAAUAUUUGAAUUUUGCAUUAAGCACCAUCUUGGAUGCGAUUAUCGGAAGCAAUUUGCUCUGGAUUAUACCCAGGUAUGGUCGUCGUCGUCCAAUGACUAUACUCUUCUUUGUCAGCGCCGUGGCAAACGCUGUAUGUUCCAUCAUGUCUCUGGAAUCUGUAACAGGUUCCGUUAAGUUUGUUGGAACAGCUAUGGCGAUAAUUGGGAAAGCUUCGAUCGCAUCCAGUAUAGCUAUUGGUUAUAUAUACGCAUCCGAAAUCUAUCCAACUGUAGUAAGAAAUGUAGGAUUGGGGAUGAAUACAUUUUGGACAAGAUUAGGAGGAAUGGCUGCUCCACAAAUUUUCUUUCUUGGAAUACAUACAUCUCCUUUUGUGCCUUAUACUAUUUUAUCUGUUCUGUGUUUGAUGAACGGAUUUUUUACUCUUCUCCUCCCCGAGACUGGGAACCAAGGUUUGAAAGAUAGAAUGGAGGUUUCCAUGACAUCAUUGAUGGAAAAGGAAAAUGGUGUCAUUAGUAAACCAGACUCUGACAUAAAGAGGGUAGAGUGUUAUGAGACAGCUAUUUAAUGAACUAAAUUGAAUUAAAAAUAACUAUUAGCCGGAAUCUGUGGGCUAUCUGCAUGUACAAUAACUUUUUUUAUACUGAAAAAAUACAAUAGUAAAACUCUCAGGUUUGGUUACUGCAGGCAAGCUAUACCGCACAGAUAUUCAAAAGGUUGAACAAUUUAAAACGUUUCAGAGAUUUAUCUCAACAGCGCAUGCUAUGGAACCAUCGGCAUAUGGCAUGUGUUCAUCCAACAUGCUUGGCUCCCAUCCCAGGGCCGUAGCUUGACCGUUAAUU
Messenger RNA from Dendronephthya gigantea, 2217 nucleotides. RefSeq names its product organic cation transporter protein-like. Bases 336 to 1943 code for a protein of 535 amino acids. Lineage: Eukaryota; Metazoa; Cnidaria; Anthozoa; Malacalcyonacea; Nephtheidae. The record is from RefSeq and is a predicted model, not a curated record. The transcript is spliced from 9 exons. Gene Ontology annotation, biological process: transmembrane transport. Gene Ontology annotation, cellular component: membrane. Gene Ontology annotation, molecular function: transmembrane transporter activity.